GCUGCUAGCUUGGAACUCGGAGUAUCUGUUUUCCUUCCGCUGGCGCGCUUUGUUCGCUCAGAGACUCGAGGUGCGCAGAAAGGAGGAACAUGGCCGCCAUGCAGCUGCUGCGGGAGUCUGUACACGACCGGAUCAGCGCUGCCGCGGAAGACUUCCUGAUGCAGGUGGAGAAAGGAGGAGGAACGGCUCAAGUCCCGGCACUGAGAGCGAUGCUAACCGAGCGGCUAAUGGCGGGGGCUGAGGAGAUCCUCGCGGGGCUCGGGGAAACCUUGGCCGAGUACGAAGACCUAGUGGAGCAGUCCGAGCGGGAGAUCUGUCGCCAGAGGAGGCUGCUCGAUGCCGUGAUGCAGCCCGUAGUCCGGCUGCACAGAGCAGUGUGUCCUGCAGACGUCCAACAACUAAUGGUGAUUAAAGAAGAGGUUACCCCUGAGCAGCAGCAGUGGAGCCCCCUUGUGGUCAAGGAGGACCCAGAGCCCCCCAACAUUAAAGAAGAAAAGGAGGAAUCAUGGACCAAUUGGGAUGGACAGCAGCUUCAAGCACUGGAGGAGGCUGAUAUCAAGUUCACAUUGACUCCUAUCGCUGUGAAGAGUGAAGAAGAUGAAGAGGAACUUAAAUCGUCAAAGCUUCAUCCGAGUGAGACGACAGAGAACAGAGUGAACCUAAGGGGCAAUCUAGAGAAAGAGAAACCAUUUAGUUGUUCUGAGUGUGGCAUAAGCUUUCACCAAAAGGGCCUUCUAAAAACACAUAUGAGGCGUCAUACAGGAGAGAAGCCAUUUAGUUGCUCUGAGUGUGGUAGAAGAUUUACCACAAAUGGCAGUCUAACUACACAUAUGAGGCGUCAUACAGGAGAGAAGCCAUUUAGUUGCUCUGAGUGUGCUAAAAGAUUUUACACAAAGAGCUGUCUAACUACACAUAUGAGGCUUCAUACAGGAGAAAAGCCAUUUAGUUGUUCUGAGUGUUGUAAAAGAUUUCACAAAAGGAGCAAUCUAAUAAUACAUAUGAGGAGUCAUACAGGAGAGAAACCAUUUAGUUGCUUAGAGUGUGGUAAAAGAUUUUACACAAAGGGCAGUCUAACUACACAUACGAAACUUCAUACAGAAGAGAACCCAUUUCGUUGUGCUGAGUGUGGUGAAAGAUUUAACCAAAAGGACUGUCUAACUACACAUAUCAGGAAUCAUACAGGAGAGAAGCCAUUUAGUUGCUCUGAGUGUGGUAAAGGAUUUUACAGAAAGGGCCAUCUAAAUACACAUAUGAGGAGUCAUACAGGAGAGAAGCCGUUUAGUUGUUCUGAGUGUGGUGAAAUAUUUAGCCAGAAGAGCAAUCUAAAUAGUCAUAUGAGGCGUCAUACAGAACAGAAUGCAUUUAGUUGCUCUUAGUGUGGUAAAAUAUUUAACCUAAGGCUAAAUAAACAUAUGAGGAGUCAUUAGGGUUGCAAAUUCCGGGAAUAUUCAAAGUUGGAAACUUUCCAUGGGAAUUAAUGGAACUUUUUUGGGUAAUUUAUACUAACUGUAUUUACCUUGUCAUAUACAGACAUAAAUAUAAACAUUUUGUUUUGUCAUAAGCUGAUUUGAGCCCUGAAAAAACUUUGGGCACUUGAUUAUAUGCUUCUACAUCUUUGUUGCUUUCUUAACAUAGGUCUUUGAACAGUAUUUGCAAAUGUACACAGCCUUUCCUUUUACAUUGGCUGGGGUGAAAUGUCUCUCAGUUCACGUGGCAUUGUUCUGUAGAAUAAGAUGAGAAAAAAGCUUGUAAAAAACACUAAUGCAAUGCCAGAGAUAUAAAUAGUUAGCUAAACAAUUGGAAUUGUCUUUAAAAAUAUUUUACAAUUGCACAAGAGUUGAGGAUUCAUAAAGGAGAGAAAUUAUUCAGUUGCAACCUUUGUAAUAAAAGAUUUUUUUAGGAUUUAUCCGCAGAUAUUCAUAUUAUACAAAUUCAUAGUUCACUGUUUUAAGUAGACUAUAAACAGUUUUUAUGUCCCUAGAAAAUAUAACUCAUUGAAUAACAUCGAAAGAUUUGUGUUUAUAUAUCUUGUUUCAACUGAUUUCUACAUAAUUCAUCUAUUUUUUCAUAAUGUCAUUUUAAGGUUAAAGUGUGUUCCUUGCACUGUAUGAAUGUGUGUUCUUACCUAGUUCAUAUGAUUAAAUAUGUUAGUUUUAAAACAAUGGUUUCUUGGUUCGUGAGAUUCAAUGACAGUGUGUGUUUCCUUUAUGUAUUGAAUGUGUUUCCAAGAAUAAAAGUCUAAUAAAA
This is a messenger RNA of Platichthys flesus (European flounder), 2247 nucleotides long. RefSeq names its product gastrula zinc finger protein XlCGF57.1-like. NCBI's taxonomy places the organism in Eukaryota, Metazoa, Chordata, Actinopteri, Pleuronectiformes, Pleuronectidae. Bases 90 to 1376 code for a protein of 428 amino acids. Gene Ontology annotation, biological process: regulation of transcription by RNA polymerase II. The record is from RefSeq and is a predicted model, not a curated record. Gene Ontology annotation, molecular function: RNA polymerase II transcription regulatory region sequence-specific DNA binding; DNA-binding transcription factor activity, RNA polymerase II-specific. Gene Ontology annotation, cellular component: nucleus. The transcript has 2 exons.